Nymphalis io (European peacock) is the source of this 3999-nucleotide messenger RNA. Its product is annotated as cell surface glycoprotein 1-like. Bases 1 to 3999 code for a protein of 1332 amino acids. The transcript is spliced from 3 exons. Lineage: Eukaryota; Metazoa; Arthropoda; Insecta; Lepidoptera; Nymphalidae. The record is from RefSeq and is a predicted model, not a curated record.
AUGGCACCCACACUUUUCGCCAUAUACUUUGCUGUGGUAAUGAGAGACGCGCUGAAGAGGUGCAGAAACCAAAUUCAACUUAAUGUCAGGACAGAGAAGGGCGUGUCUGAUAUUUCAAGAUUUCGGGCGAAGACUAAGAUCCAAAAGAUCUCCAUAUUGGAGAUACUUUACGCUGAUGACGUAUGUCUCAUGUCCGACAGCAUGGAACAUCUCCAAAACUAUGUUGACGUACUCCACCAAUUUUGUCAACGGUUUGGCCUGGUUAUAAGUGCUACUAAGACACAAAUCAUCAAACAACCACCAAGAUAUUUCCAAGCAGAUCCAACGGCACUAAAUCUGGAUGGGAAACCACUAAAGGAAUUAGCUAAAGGCAAACGGAAGCAUGGUGGUCAGUAUUUGCGAUACAAGGACGUGUUUAAAAGACAUCUAAAAGCUUGUGACGUUGGCAUAGAGUGUUGGGAGGAGCUCGCUUCCCAAAGGGCAUCUUGGCGCUCUACCAUCUACAAAAACAUCAAAACGUUUGAGGAAAACCGCCUUCACGCACUAGACGAAAAGCGCCAGUUAAGAAAAGAGAGACCUAAGCCAUCCUACACAUACACAUACAACUCUAUAAACUUUUUAGGUCUAUGUAUUAAUGAUGACAUUAUCUUACUAGACCCUUAUGGGUAUAUUCAAAUGGACCUGAAUUCUGGUCAAAAUACGAUCGUAAUGAAACAACACCCGGCAGUUCAAUCUGAAUUAAAGCGUCACAGAGUAAAACGUAAUUCGGAUACUUUAAACGGUUUCUUAAAUUCAAAUCCUUCUAAGGAACCUAACAGUAUUUUGAAUGAAUUACAAAUAAUAGAUCUGAAUGUAAAAUCUGAUGAUACGGAACCUGAACCUCAACCAGAGCCACAACCAGAGCCACAGCCAGAGCCACAGCCAGAGCCACAGCCAGAGCCACAGCCAGAGCCACAGCCAGAGCCACAGCCAGAGCCACAGCCAGAGCCACAGCCAGAGCCACAGCCAGAGCCACAGCCAGAGCCACAGCCAGAGCCACAGCCAGAGCCACAGCCAGAGCCACAGCCAGAGCCACAGCCAGAGCCACAGCCAGAGCCACAGCCAGAGCCACAGCCAGAGCCACAGCCAGAGCCACAGCCAGAGCCACAGCCAGAGCCACAGCCAGAGCCACAGCCAGAGCCACAGCCAGAGCCACAGCCAGAGCCACAGCCAGAGCCACAGCCAGAGCCACAGCCAGAGCCACAGCCAGAGCCACAGCCAGAGCCACAGCCAGAGCCACAGCCAGAGCCACAGCCAGAGCCACAGCCAGAGCCCAAACCAGAACCAGAACCACAACCAGAACCAGAACCAGAGCCACAGCCAGAACCAGAACCACAACCAGAGCCUGAACCGGAACCACAACCAGAGCCCGAACCGGAACCAGAACCACAGCCAGAGCCCAAACCGGAACCCGAACCAGAGCCACAACCGGAACCAGAACCACAACCAGAACCAGAGCCACAACCAGAGCCCGAACCGGAACCAGAACCACAACCAGAGCCCGAACCGGAACCAGAACCACAACCAGAGCCCGAACCGGAACCAGAACCACAACCAGAGCCCGAACCGGAACCAGAACCACAACCAGAGCCCGAACCGGAACCAGAACCAGAACCACAACCAGAGCCUGAACCGGAACCCGAACCAGAGCCACAACCUGAACCAGAACCACAACCGGAACCACAACCAGAACCAGAGCCACAGCCAGAGCCCGAACCGGAACCAGAACCACAACCAGAGCCCGAACCAGAACCAGAACCACAACCAGAGCCCGAACCGGAACCAGAGCCACAGCCAGAGCCCGAACCGGAACCGGAACCAGAACCAGAGCCCGAACCGGAACCAGAACCACAACCAGAGCCCGAACCGGAACCAGAGCCACAGCCAGAGCCCGAACCGGAACCAGAACCAGAACCACAACCAGAGCCUGAACCGGAACCCGAACCAGAGCCACAACCUGAACCAGAACCACAACCGGAACCACAACCAGAACCAGAGCCACAGCCAGAGCCCGAACCGGAACCGGAACCAGAACCAGAGCCCGAACCGGAACCAGAACCAGAACCACAACCAGAGCCUGAAUCGGAACCCGAACCAGAGCCACAACCUGAACCAGAACCACAACCGGAACCACAACCAGAACCAGAGCCACAGCCAGAGCCUGAACCGGAACCCGAACCAGAGCCACAACCUGAACCAGAACCACAACCGGAACCACAACCAGAACCAGAGCCACAGCCAGAGCCCGAACCGGAACCGGAACCAGAACCAGAGCCCGAACCGGAACCAGAACCACAACCAGAGCCCGAACCGGAACCAGAGCCACAGCCAGAGCCCGAACCGGAACCGGAACCAGAACCAGAGCCCGAACCGGAACCAGAGCCACAGCCAGAGCCCGAACCGGAACCAGAACCAGAACCACAACCAGAGCCUGAACCGGAACCCGAACCAGAGCCACAACCUGAACCAGAGCCAGAGCCACAGCCAGAGCCUGAACCGGAACCCGAACCAGAGCCACAACCUGAACCAGAACCACAACCGGAACCACAACCAGAACCAGAGCCACAGCCAGAGCCCGAACCGGAACCGGAACCAGAACCAGAGCCCGAACCGGAACCAGAACCACAACCAGAGCCCGAACCGGAACCAGAGCCACAGCCAGAGCCUGAACCGGAACCCGAACCAGAGCCACAACCUGAACCAGAACCACAACCGGAACCACAACCAGAACCAGAGCCACAGCCAGAGCCCGAACCGGAACCGGAACCAGAACCAGAGCCCGAACCGGAACCAGAACCACAACCAGAGCCCGAACCGGAACCAGAACCAGAACCACAACCAGAGCCACAACCUGAACCAGAACCACAACCGGAACCACAACCAGAACCAGAGCCACAGCCAGAGCCCGAACCGGAACCGGAACCAGAACCAGAGCCACAACCUGAACCAGAACCACAACCGGAACCACAACCAGAACCAGAGCCACAGCCAGAGCCCGAACCGGAACCGGAACCAGAACCACAACCAGAGCCUGAACCGGAACCCGAACCAGAGCCACAACCUGAACCAGAACCACAACCGGAACCACAACCAGAACCAGAGCCACAGCCAGAGCCCGAACCGGAACCGGAACCAGAAGCAGAGCCCGAACCGGAACCAGAACCACAACCAGAGCCCGAACCGGAACCAGAACCACAACCAGAGCCCGAACCGGAACCAGAGCCACAGCCAGAGCCCGAACCGGAACCGGAACCAGAACCAGAGCCCGAACCGGAACCAGAACCACAACCAGAGCCCGAACCGGAACCAGAGCCACAGCCAGAGCCCGAACCGGAACCAGAACCAGAACCACAACCAGAGCCUGAACCGGAACCCGAACCAGAGCCACAACCGGAACCACAACCAGAACCAGAGCCACAGCCAGAGCCUGAACCGGAACCCGAACCAGAGCCACAACCUGAACCAGAACCACAACCGGAACCACAACCAGAACCAGAGCCACAGCCAGAGCCCGAACCGGAACCGGAACCAGAACCAGAGCCCGAACCGGAACCAGAACCACAACCAGAGCCCGAACCGGAACCAGAACCACAACCAGAGCCCGAACCGGAACCAGAGCCACAGCCAGAGCCCGAACCGGAACCAGAGCCACAGCCAGAGCCCGAACCGGGACCCGAACUAGAGCCUGAACCUGCACCUGAACCUGAGCCUGAGCCCGAUCCAAAACCUGAAGAUUCCACUAACAACGAAAAAGCAAGCUUUUGGAAUCCUUUGACCAUAUCGUUGGUCGCUGUUGGAUCAACUGUAGCACUUUUGGUAUCAAUUGUAGGAGCAUAUCACUUGGGUAAAGUCAGAGCUCAAGAUGGUAACCAAUUUUUAAUCGAGGAUAUAAGGCCCAACAGAUUUAUUCCUCGUGUGAGACUUCCUCGUCACCGUCCCUCAAACUUUGAUUAUGUGUAG